AUGAGCACCCCUCUGGUUUCAAGCAAGGAAUGUUCAACUGGAAGUCCCAUUAACAGCAACCAAGAUCAAGUUGACAAUGAAAACGUGAGCAACUUAGGUGAUGACAAUGCCAACCAAAUAUACCCAACAAGAAAAACUCAGGAACAGGAUUCAAGCAUUGAAAAAUUAGGGGAGUUGUCCACGUCACAGUCAGAAGAUCUUUCCCAGUCAUGUGAGGAGCACAGUACAUCACUCACCUCUGGUCAGGGUUCUCCUUCUGGUGAUCAGUUGUUGCGUGAUCGAAAGUCACCGUCCCUGACAGAAAAAGACAUUAGCAAGAACUAUAUGACUGACGAUGCUAAAGACAGCUUGAAAGCAACUGGAGCUUCUGAAGGACAAUCUCAGGCACAUUCAAAGGCUGAUGUGUUUGACAGAAGUUUGGUGUAUCCUCUAAGCAGAGUUAGUGAAUCUUCCCACAGUAUGUGUAGUAAUAACACUGGUAACCUAUCAUACAGUGAACAGCUUAAAGGAGUUUCCUUUCUGAAAUCAGGUAUGGUAUCCACAAAAUCAGAAACCUUUGCUAAAGAUCGUAUUUCACCAACACCAUUUUUGACCUCUCCGCCCAAGUAUUUACAGUCGCCAAAUUACGGGAUUAGGGCGACCAAUUCAUCAAUACCAGUUGACCAUUUAUUUGGAUUCUCUUCCCAUACACACAGUUGCAGCUCAGAGGAAAAAAAAGUUUUACUUUUUUCCAGGUCACCUACCUCAGAUGUCAAUGUCCCGGAAUUUUCUAUAGGCGAGGGAGCCAAUAAGCCAAGCACACUACAUCCCAGUCCCACAAGCACUGACCAUCAUUUAAGAGUCCUCUCUAAACCUCAGGUAAUUUUUAAUAUAACAGAAGCACAAGUAUAUCAGGGUCAAACACAAAAAACUUCAGAAAUUUCAGAUUCAAAUUUGUUACAGUCGAAAAGAAUCUGUCGGCACAAACAAGACCAGAGUAUGGUGACUGCUUUUUCGGGUACAAAGACAGUUGGAUAUGUUUCUGAAACCAGAACAUCUCCAGUUUCAAAUCUUUGUGCUCCAUUGGGUCAUGUUGAUACGUCCCAAUGUUACAAAGUCAUAAACCAGGUAGACAAGGGUUUUGGUAGCAGCCCUAAAUCAUCUCAUUUCAGUCUAGCAAAUAAAAGGCCGGACGAAUAUGCAGCUGAUAUGGUUAGAGAGCUGAGUUCCAAGCCUGCUAUACGUAAAACAACAUCACUCAGUGAUUCCCUGGAUAAUAAAGCACAUCUGAAUAAAGACAGAGGUUCACUUGAAAGUUUUCUUUGCCAGGACAGUGACAAUAAUUUUGUUUUAAGCAGCAACAUGGCUUCCAUGAAGGAUAAAAUGGCUUUAUUUGAGAGCAAAAAGGCCAUGGUUGGGAGAAAACAUCAGUCAGACGGUUUAAAAGGCAGCAUGAAAGAAAGCCAAAAGGAUCUAGCUGAUACCUUUUCAUGUGCUCCCACUUUAUCAGGCCCCGUAGCAGCAGUAAAUAUUAAUGAUCAGUGCAUCGCCUCACCGAGCAGCUCUACGGAUCCUAAUGCUGUUCAUGUUGACAGAAUGUCGCCUUCCUCAGUUCUGCCUUCUUUUGAUGGUACACAGGUCUUAAACUUUUCCCCCAAAGCUACUAACAAGAUGCUUUGUAGCAGUGGAAUUCCAAAACCAAUACUUAUACAUUCCAAGCCUUGCCUUGCAAGUAAAGGAGAUACGGACACCAAUGACAAUGAAAAGCCAGUAGAAGCAACGGAACCAAAUAUAAUCCUACCUAAACCCAAACAUGUGCGGCCUAAGAUUAUUACUUACAUUAGAAGAAACCCUCAAACAAUAGACAGACUUCCAUAUGGUCCAGUGAGCAUGCCUUUUGGUUCUUCUGCUUGCAAUGUUCCAAUGACAAGAGACCAUGAGGUCUUAGGCAGUGACAUUAAUGCUUCCAAUGUAAUAAUAGAUACAUACAAAGCAGACCUGCAGAGAUCACGAAUAUACACCACUGGUUUAAUGGUGACUGGAAAAAGGCCUCCUGGACAUCAUUUUGGGCAGAUACAUGAAAAAUCAAUGGAAGAGACAGCUGAAAGAACAGGGAAAGAAGAGUUCUCUUCUCCCCCAUUUACUCACUAUGAAGUUCCUCCCAGUUUCUAUCGAUCCACCAUGAUCUUAAAGCCCCAGCUCGGUUUGGGUGCGGUCACCAGAUUGCCGUCAACAAAGAGCAGAAUCUUGGCCGCGAGCCAACGGUCCUCAACCAUCGCUCUUCCACCUCAAGAACAAGUGGCAUCCUCUGAAAGCCUCACCAGUGCAGAAUCUUCAGAGGAUGCGAAACCAGCAAUGAUUCCUAAUGGUGCCAAAUCGAAUCUUCCCAAGCCCUGUCAUUCAGGCCUUCGUCCGCCUGGCUAUUCCCGGUUACCCGCUGCUAAACUAGCAGCCUUUGGAUUUGUCAGAAGCUCUAGUGUGUCAUCUCUCUCAAGUAACCAGUCUACUGAAAGCAUCCAAAGCGACCACAGCAGAUCAGCCAGCGCAGGUACAAGCCUUGCAAAUGAAGAGCAAUCCACUCCAAAGAGCAUCUUGCCUUCAAAGGAUAUCCUCAAGGGUAGCAGUAGGACUGUACUGCAAGUGUGUAGCAGCACGAUAAUUCCCCGCAGGAGUUUACUUCCAGCACCAAAAACAUCCACAUCACCUGCUGGGUUGAAGAAGGAGACACAGAAAGACCAUGAGAUUAUUAAUAGACCAGCUCUUUCAUCGCCUAAAAGACAAGCACCAACAGCUAACAAGAUUCAGUCACCAGGACACCCCAAACUCAGGCCGACUAUCUCCAAGAAUGGAUAUGCUGUCAAGCCAGAAGUACAGUCCCGAGAAUCUGAUCGUCAGGUCAUCCAGAAGCUCAAAGAAAAGUGUGAGGAGCAAACAAAGAAGCUCUUAUUGGCCAGAGAAGAACUGAAGAAAGCGAGCUGUGGGUUUGCAGUCUUUGCCAUCACUACUCAGUACUUCUUUCAGAAGAAUGAAAAUGGACUUAUAAAGGAAAAGCAGCUGCUGGUGGAACUUUCAACAAUCAGAGAUGAAGUGGUUUUUAAUAUCACCCGGUGUGAGAAAUUGCAAAAGGAGAAAGAGGAGUUGGAAAUGAGAUUUGAUAAUGAGGUGAGGAAGUUGGAACACGAACAAGAAGAGGAGAUCCAGGGGCUGAAGGAACGGCUGGAGCUGCAGUACAACGAGGAAGCCAAGCGAUUGCAAAAGGAACAGAAUGUCCAGCUUGAACGAGUUAGAUCCCAACACCUGGAACAGAUUGAAGACAUGGCGGCCACGCAUGAAGGUUCACUGUCCCAGAUAAAGCAGAACUAUACAGCGGCCAUUCAAGCAAUCCGUGAUGAGCAUGAAAACAGAAUUCACGAAGUGAAACAGAACCACGAGCUUGAAAAGAAAACACUGGAGGACAAUUUUGAAAAACUGCAAUUGUCGCUCCAGGAUCAGGUGGACACAUUAACGUUCCAGAAUAACACGCUACGAGACAGAGCAAAGAGGUUCGAGGAAGCACUGAUGAGGAACACCAACGAACAGUUUGAGAUUGCUCUAGCUCCAUACCGCCAUUUAGAUGAAGAUCUGAACAGUGUGAAACAAGUGCUGGAGAUAAAGAACCAGCUAAUCCAUCAACAAGAGAGGAGGAUAAUGGAAUUGGAAAAACUGGCUGAAAUCAAUGUUCUCCUGGAGGAGAAAGUUCAGGUCCUUCAGCAGCAGAACGAAGACAUGAAAGCCAGGAUUGCCCAGAAUGUGGUUGUGACCAGGCAAUUAUCUGUCGAAAAUGCCAAUCUACAUGAAAGCGUAGAGAAGGAAAGCAAGGAAAAGAAGAGGUUAAGUUGCACAAAUGAGGAGCUGGUAUGGAAACUUCAAUCUACCCAGUCCAUGAGUCCCAUCAAAUUGCCUUCUUCUCCCAUUAACCGCUCAGUUUCAGGCUCUCUUUCUCCGUCCAAAGCCAACAUGUCGCCGAGAUGAUACUCGAGCAGUGAAUGACGAAUAGGCUUGAGUUCCUUAAAGAAGUUCACUUGAGAACAAUGUGUUCCAGAAGCAUCUUCCACCCGAUAAAGUAGGUCCCUGCCACUGACUGGGAGAGUAGAGAACAACUCCUGCUUUCAGACGAUGACGCCAAGCCAAGGAAACGGAGAACAACACAAAGACACAGUACUUUUUAAACAAGGAUAAACCACAUUCGCGUUUCAGGUUCCAUACAGUCCAAAAUGCUGGGGAUGUAUAUACAGUUGUACAUAUACAAAUAAAAAUCUUAUCUCCUUUCUUAUCGGAUAAAUGCUUAUGGUCAGCCAUUUUGGUUUGUUUUUUAUUUUUAAUUGGUGCCUAUGUCUUUUUACCUAAACGGGGCCUAUCCCAUUUUUACUCCUAAUAAGGGACUGUUUCUAAAAAUAUCAAUAUAAGCGCCUUCUCUUUUCAUACCACAAAAAAAAAGCGGGAUGACUCACCAGCGAAAUGACCCGUAGGAUCUUCUCUGCCUUUGCAAUAAUGGCCAGCAUGUCAGGCUCUCCUAUUUCUUAUACCUGUGUAAGUAAGACUUUUUUGUAUUCAAACUGCUGUCAGAGUUGGCAAGUUAUACAGAACUUGGGAUUUCCUACAACUUCUUGGCCUGGUCCAAAACUCAGAGUUCAACACUAAGCCACUGACUGAGGUUCUCUAUGUCUGGAUUAAUGUGUUUAUUGUGAAUAUGAAUGGAAGUGUAGUAAUAAAGAGAAGCGAAUUUCCAAACGCA
Molecule: messenger RNA, 4753 nt
Organism: Xenopus laevis (African clawed frog)
Lineage: Eukaryota; Metazoa; Chordata; Amphibia; Anura; Pipidae
Gene: mtus2.L
Product: microtubule-associated tumor suppressor candidate 2
Exons: 14
Coding region: 1-3990 (1329 amino acids)
Source: RefSeq, a predicted model, not a curated record